UGUGUGUGUUUGUGUCUGUGCGUGUGUGUGUGUGUGUGUGUGUGUGUGCGUAGGUAUGCAGUCACACCCUCCCUCAUAUGUUCAUUACUCAAGUUUUGUUAUGAUCUUCAGCAGAGGAAAGAGAAUGUGAGUGAGCGUGAGAGCGGCAGCGAGAAUCUUAAACAUCUUAAAUGUCAAAAGAACUAAAAAAAGAAAUAAAGAAAAAUAUUCUGCUUAAUUUUGUAAACGAGUGUCAAGUGUGCAGUGAAGUUGAUGUCGAUCCAUACCAUGUCCAUCCCCGUGGACUUCCUGUCUGAGGAGCAGUUCUCCUGCUCUAUUUGCCUGGACAUCUUCACCAACCCAGUCUCCACACCAUGUGGCCACAGCUUCUGCCUGUCCUGCAUCACGUCGUACUGGGACAGCCGGAGCAAAUCCUGCUUCUGUCCCCUGUGCAAGGAGAGUUUCCGCAAGCGUCCAGAGCUCCACAUCAACCACACGCUCAAGGAGAUCACUGAGCAGUUCAAGCGCAUGACUGAGACCUCUGGAAGCCUCGCGAUCUCCACCGAUGCCCAAGGUGCUAACUCUCAGUCUCCUCGAAUUACAGACAGGAAGAUCAGCGGGUCGCCUCGGCCUGGAGAGCUGCCCGGAGGACUGCUGAAGGAAAUGAAGAGCCGCUUCCAAAGGACAUCGUCCAGCGGGAAUUUGCUGGAAGCUUCUGCACCAUCUUCUUCACCGCCUCCGUAUGAAGCCAGCAGGAGGAGGUUCAGUGCCAGUGGGUUCGGACCAGCGACCUCAAACGGACCUCAGUGUAGCAAGCAUGCGCUUAGCCUGGAUAUGUUCUGCAGGAGCGAUCAGAUAUGUGUAUGUGCGAUGUGUGGUGAAGGAGACCAUCAUGGCCACGUCCUGGUGCCGGCUCGACGGGAGAUGAUCGUGAAGAAGUCUCAGUUGGGGAUCAUGGAGAUGGAGGUGCAGAGUUUAAUCACAGCCAGAGAGAAGAAGAUUGAGGAAAUUCAAAUGUCUCUGUCUGACAUUCAAGCCAAUGCACAGCAGGAGGUGGAGGUUAUAAGCAGCAUGUUCCGUGCCUUGAUCAGUUCCCUGGAGAGAUCUCAGGCCGAGGUGUUGGAGAUGGUGGAGAUGGGCCGCGCUGCUGCAGAGCUUCGCUCACAGGCUUUCAUCCGUGACCUUCAGCUAGAGCUCACAGAGCUGAGGAAGAGGAGCAGCGCACUGUCUGAGCUGUCUCAGUCCACUGACCACUUCAGCUUCUUCAAGACGUAUCCAUCCCUCUCCACUGGUCCUCCAAUGAAGACCUGGACUGAGGUGACUAUGACCCCUGACCCCACGGCUGGAGUCGUCCUUAAAAACGUCACUCAAAUGGUGGAGAAAGUGGAGGAAGAGCUAAGGAAGCUGCCGCAGAGCUGUUUACAUUCAGCUGUAGAAUCACCUGUAAAACAACAACCACGUUUACAUUCAGUUGUAGAAUCACCUGUAAAACAACAACCACGACAGAUGAAGUUACAGGAUUACACAUUGGACGUUACUCUGGACCGAGACUCCGCCCACCCGAGAUUGGUGAUCUCUGAGGACUGUAAGCAGGUGUACUGCAGUGACCGCUAUCGCAACAUGAUGGACACACCGGAGAGGUUCGACCGCGUGGUCUGUGUGCUCGGCUGCCAGGGCUUCAGCUCGGGCCGUCGUUACUGGGAGGUCCACGUGGGUGAGAAGACAGACUGGGAUGUGGGUGUGGUCAAUCGUUCGAGUAACCGCAAGGGGAAGAUCUCGGUCAGUCCGGCUAACGGUUACUGGCUCUUAAGUCUGCGAGAAAACCAUGAAUACGCCUUCCGGUCCAACCCACUGGUGCCCAUUUACCUUAACCCCAGACCUCAGAGGAUCGGGAUUUACAUUGACUAUGAAAAAGGACAAGUGUCUUUUUAUAACGCUGACACCAUGACUGUUAUCUUCUCUAAUGUCUACUUCUUUACUGAAACCUUAUAUCCAUGCUUCAGUCCCUGCACUAACAAAUCCGGUAAAAACAGCGCUCCUCUGAUCAUUUGUUCCAUUUAGAGACCGGUCAGUAGCGGCAGUGAUACUGAGACGAGUGUCGAGUUGAACUGAAAUGAAAUGUAUUCACUAGCUACAUUAGCUAAGACAGAGUAAGGCUGCAGUUCUAUUGUAUAUCAGGAGAUGUUUCUGUCUAUCUCUGUGUUCAUAUAUAUGUAUAUAUAUAUAUAUAUACAUAUUAAUGCUUUAUAUAUUUUUAUACUUAUAUAUACACAUAUAUUACGUCUGAAUCCUUCGUUGUUGUUAACCGACUGAUCAUCAGGAACACUCUGCCAGAUACGUGCACUGAUUCUCAUACACCUUCUAAAGGCUUUCUGUCAUCUACCUUUCCUGUGAAGUCCACAUGCUGAGUUUUCUGUUUCAUUCCAUUAAGACCUUAUGCUGUUGUGAGGAAUUGAUUGGAGAGGAAAGAAAGUGGGCGUGGCUUUGUGUUCAGUGCUCUCAGAUCUGUUUCUGUGCUACGUUUGUGUCUACACCAUUCAUGUGACCUUGCACUCGCUUUUUAACCCAUACUGAGCCUGGAUUAAAACCACCAUGUGUUUAAACACCAUGUGCAGAUGUUUUAUUAAGUUGCUGGUGGUUUUAUUCGGUUAACAGUCUUGGUUUUUUACAAUCAUUAGUUGUAAGAUUUGUUCAAAACCCCAUUAUCUGGUCACACAAGCAUGUUCCUGAGUAAAUGAGCACAAAAUCAGUAUCAGUAUUGAUGGAACCCUAAUCUGUUUUUUUUUGUAAAUUAUUUGGAAUGUUUGGAAAUUCCUUUUUGUUACACUAUUUGUGUGUAUGUGUGUGUGUGUGUGUGUGUGUGUGUGUGUGUGUGUGUGUGUGUGUAUGUGUGUGUGUGUGUGUGUGUAUGU
Messenger RNA from Tachysurus fulvidraco (yellow catfish), 2891 nucleotides. It is a transcript of the gene btr01, whose product is annotated as bloodthirsty-related gene family, member 1. Gene Ontology annotation, molecular function: protein binding; zinc ion binding. The record is from RefSeq and is a predicted model, not a curated record. The transcript has 9 exons. Lineage: Eukaryota; Metazoa; Chordata; Actinopteri; Siluriformes; Bagridae. Bases 253 to 2040 code for a protein of 595 amino acids.